This is a messenger RNA of Juglans regia (Persian walnut), 645 nucleotides long. RefSeq lists its product as uncharacterized. Gene Ontology annotation, molecular function: nucleic acid binding; RNA-DNA hybrid ribonuclease activity. Bases 1 to 645 code for a protein of 214 amino acids. NCBI's taxonomy places the organism in Eukaryota, Viridiplantae, Streptophyta, Magnoliopsida, Fagales, Juglandaceae. The transcript has a single exon. The record is from RefSeq and is a predicted model, not a curated record.
AUGAAGGGACUAUGGUCCAGAAGGAACAACACCUACCAUGGUAAGGAGUUCCAACAUCCAACGGCUCUUCAUCAACAGGCCAAGACAGAUCUUGCAGUCUACCAGGAAGCUAUUACAGAGGAUAGAGCAGUUAAGUUUAAUGCUUGUGCAGGGGUGCCAAAAUGGAAAAAACCUGAGGUGGGUUCCUUAAAGGUGAACUGGGAUGCAGCUGUCAACUUAGAGGAAGGGAGAAUUGGAAUUGGAGUGCUCAUUAGAGAUCAUGAUGGACUGGUCAUGGGAAGCUUACGGGCAAGCAGAAACCUGAAAGGGACCCCUUUUGAUGCGGAAGCUUAUGGCCUACUUCUAGCAGUUGUUUUCUGCAAAGAAAUUGGACUAACACAUGUCUGUCUAGAAGGGGACUCUAAGCAAGUGGUGGAUUUAUUGCAAAACUGCGCCAGAAACUGGAGUUUGGGAGGCUGUCUUGUGGAAGAUGCACGGGAGAUACUCAACUCGUAUGCAGUAUGGUCUGUGACUCAUGUAUAUCGAGAGGCCAAUAUGGCAUCACAUCUCCUAGCCAACAAUGCACUGGAAGCCACAGAGGAUACCUAUGACCUUGAAACUUGUCCUUCAUGUAUCUUUCCUAUAGUCUCUAAGGAAAUGUUGUAA